UCUGUUUCCCUCUCCCCCCUCUAAUUGGAAAUCUGACAUAUCUGCAUCCGGGAGGGCUCUGGGAUCGCGACGGAUAUCCUUCUCCUCCUCCCGCCCUCCCCAAACCCACUCCCACUCUUUCCUUCACAGAGCAGUGCCCCUCGCCCGGCCGCCUGGGCGAUAAGGUCGAUUUCCCUCCUUAAGACUCCUCCAGGGGGAGAUCGGGUCUUGGAUGUCCUGCCCUUACUUCCCCUCCUAGGGUCCCCUAGGGUGCUAUCCCCAACCCCUUUCCGUUUCCCCGGGCACCGGCGAGGCUCCGUCUUUUUGCUCCCCAUUGCAACUUGGGCACCAGCAAGCUCCCUCCAGCCCUCCGCGCCUAUCUUCCCAUCCUUCCUCUAUCCUCAGAGCGGGCCAAUUUGGGCAAGCCCAUCAGGACUGGCUUUGGGGAGAGAGGAGAGGGAGAGGCCCAGUUCUUCUGCCAAGGAGCGUCAUAAUAGCAAACUCUAAGAAAUGUCUGCGCCGACUCCCCCCUCCCUCGGGCCCAGGUCGGGUUCCUUCGGUAAUGCCGUGUGCCACUCAUUCCUUCUCUCCUGUGCCACUUACUGCCCCGCUGGUGACACUCGGGGACUCCCUGCUGCUCUCGCCUUCAACCCCCUCUCCGACUCUGGGGCCAAGCAGGAAAUGGAGGCCCAGAGACGACGACUCAUCCCUGCACCCCCUCCUUGACCCUCAACCCCCGGGGCUUUGCCAAUAAGGCGCUUACCAAGCUUCGGAGGCUAUGGGAGAACUCCCAGGUCUCCAGCCCCUCUCAUUAGCAAAGUUUCCCCCGUUUCCCUUCUCCUUUUUCCCUUUUCAGCUAUUUUCAAACUGGAAUUGGAACCCAAAGACAUCUGUCUCCUGGAAAACUGUGCGAAACGAGAAGCCGGUGUGCGGAAGGGGCACUGUAUUGAAUGCAUUCUGGCUUCCAGGAGUCCCGGCGACUUUGACAGCUGCCGCUUUGGCUGCCCGGGAGACGAAUCGCCUUCCUUUUGGUGCCAGAAGAAGCAGGAAAUUAGCCAGGUUGCGAGCUGAAAAUCUGCCACUCCAGCGCUUUGAAUCCACUGUGCCCCACCUUCCGCCUUCGGCCCGACCGAGCCGCCCCGGCCCGGCCUUGCAGCCGGCGGCUCGCUCCGGCCUCCAUGCCGAGCUCCGCUGCCCAGAACAAACGCGAUGGGGGGAUUCAGAGCAGAGAUCCGAAGCAGGACGGAGCCGAGCAAAAGAAUGCAGCUCUAUUCUCGCAAGGGAAAUUAUAAAAAAGUUCAUGUUCACGGUUACCAUCCACAUGACCGACAGCGGCCAAUGGAAAACCCGAACAACUCAUAAAGUUGUAUUGCAAAGUUGUAAAUUUUCAUAAACAACAACGGAUUUAUGGCUUUUUCCUCAUCACUAAGAAGAGGCAGGUCUUACAGGGGCGCCAUCUUACCAGAGAGGCAGCCCCGGAGUUGCAAGAUGUGUUUCUGCAGCCCCGCUUAGGACUCGUUGGAUUAAAAUACCAAUUAGGGCCGGCCCCAGCUCGGCAGGCCGGUGCGGGGACGGAGGAGAGGGAGCUGCAGGGGGAAUCUGAGGGGGCUGCAGGCCCGGACCUCCCCCCCCACGAUACAC
Ornithorhynchus anatinus (platypus) is the source of this 1620-nucleotide messenger RNA. RefSeq lists its product as uncharacterized. The coding region runs from base 758 to 1372 and encodes 204 amino acids. Lineage: Eukaryota; Metazoa; Chordata; Mammalia; Monotremata; Ornithorhynchidae. The record is from RefSeq and is a predicted model, not a curated record. The transcript is spliced from 3 exons.